Cynoglossus semilaevis (tongue sole) is the source of this 1961-nucleotide messenger RNA. It is a transcript of the gene prmt6, whose product is annotated as protein arginine methyltransferase 6. The coding region runs from base 197 to 1252 and encodes 351 amino acids. Gene Ontology annotation, biological process: chromatin remodeling; peptidyl-arginine methylation, to asymmetrical-dimethyl arginine. Lineage: Eukaryota; Metazoa; Chordata; Actinopteri; Pleuronectiformes; Cynoglossidae. Gene Ontology annotation, molecular function: protein-arginine N-methyltransferase activity; histone methyltransferase activity. The record is from RefSeq and is a predicted model, not a curated record. The transcript has a single exon.
AGAGGAAAGUUGAAAUUUACGACCUUACUCUUGACGCUGAACACAACUGUGCUACCGCUGCGCUCUCGUUUGUGGGUCUUGUAGUCCUUCCUGUUGCGCCUCUAACAAAGAGUUCGCCUUCAGAAACUACAAGAUCCAGAGUGAGGGACGGGCGGAAGGAGCGCCAUUAAACCAAACACUAGGCUCCUCUGUGAAGAUGUCUCAUGUUGUGAAGAAGAGAAAAUUAGAUAAAACGCACCAGGAUGCUCUUUAUUUUGACAGCUACACAGAUGUGACGAUACACGAAGAGAUGAUUGCGGACUACGUCCGAACCAACACGUACCGAACGGCUAUCAUGCGUAACAGCGAGCUAAUUCGGGGGAAAGUCGUCCUCGACGUAGGCGCAGGAACCGGCGUUUUAAGCGUGUUCUGUGCUCAGGCAGGAGCCAGGAAGGUGUUCGCGGUGGAGGCCUGCUCCAUCGCCGAGCAGGCGGUGAAUAUAGCCAUACAGAACAACCUACAGGACCGCAUAGAGGUGAUUCGCGGCACGGUGGAGACCGUGGACCUACCGGAGAAAGUGGAUGUGAUCGUGAGUGAGUGGAUGGGCUACGCGCUCCUGCACGAAUCCAUGCUCAACUCGGUGUUGUACGCCCGGGACAAGUGGCUGAAGCCGGGCGGCCUUAUUCUACCAAACAAAGCCGAGCUCUACAUCGCUCCGAUCAGCGACCCGAUGAUCGAGGACCGCCUCCGCUUCUGGUACACGGUCAAGGACCAGUACGGCGUGGACAUGUCCUGCAUGACCGAUUUCGCCCAGAGGUGCAUCAUGAACUCUGAGAUCACCGUGAACUUUGUAUCGGCCGAGGACGUCCUCUCCCAUCCGGCCCGUUUCGCAGAGCUGGACCUGCACUCGGUGACCGCGGAGGAUCUGCGCUCGGUCAAGGGUCAAUUCAAGUGUCAGGCGUUCGGUUCCGCGGCCGUGAGUGCGUUCUGCCUCUUCUUCACCGUGACGUUCCCGUGUCCGGACAAACCGAAGACCAUCGUCCUCUCCACGUCCCCUUUCCAGCCGGACACGCACUGGAAGCAGGCGAUGUUGUACCUGGACGCACGGGUGGAUGUGGAGCAGGACACGGUGGUUUCCGGUGAGGUCAACAUGUUUCCCUCGGAGGACAGCGCCAGACACAUAUGCAUCAGUGUGGACUACACCAUAGGGGACCAGGAAAAAGAGAAAAAAACUUUCUCCAUCCCUGAUUGGAGCUCCGGUCCUCAGUCCUAACACCAAGGACCAAAUAGUAGUAGUAGUACCGAGGAUUUGACCUUUUUUUUUUUUCUUUUUUUUUUUUUUGCAUCAUGCAGGGGUGUCAAUUUAAUUUUUAGCCUAAUUAAUUGCAUCUAUGAUUAAUUAGGCAGAGAGCAGAUUAGUAAGUAAGGAGUAAGAAAAGAGAGAGAGAAAAUUGCAGAGCAUGUGGAAAAAGUCUAAAACUACAAACUUUUUUUUUUUUUUUUUUUUUUUUUUUACAGCUCCUUAACCAAUCUGUCAUCUCUGAUGGUGUAUAUUGUUCAUUUUGGGUGACAUUUUUCAUUCUGAAAAUGAAAGACUUCCCUGAUGCUGCCGCAGUAUUAACAAACUUUGACUGCCGUCCAAUAUAUUUGAAGAAUCCGUUUGUUUUUUUAUAUAUAUAAAUACACAUUGCAUUUCAAAGACUCAGAACUCUCCGAAUGUGAAUAAUAUGGAUAUUAUUAUUAGUACUAUUAUUUUAUUGUUAAUAAUAAUAAUAAUCAUUAAAUAUUAUUUUGCCUACUCGAACCUCAUCAGCCAAAUGACCGCUCUACUCGCACUACUUCAAAAUAAAAGCAUACACGUAGCUUUUUGACAAGAAACGCUCGGUUAAAUCGUAGUUCUUUUCAUUUUAACAAGCAAAUUAUGUUUCCCUGAGAUAUAAUGUUCAUUUUGUCUUCGUCAAAGAUUUGAGUCCUGUUACAUU